GGGGGGAGCAAUUUUUAGAGGUAAGUGAUUCAGUCCAGUGUGCUUAUUCGACAAUUCCACAGAAAUAGCAAGGGGCGGAUAAAACGCUGAGAUCUCAGACUUUGGGCAUAUGCCUGGCUUCAGCAUGUGAGAGGCAGGGGGUGUUGUCCGUAAAGAAAUGUGACCUUGAUUUUGCCAUACUGGCUCCCUUCCCUCCAAGGAACAAAGUCUCCCUUUGUACUUUCUGGUAUACGGUACUCUGCACUCCAGAUCCUUUGUCGGCACAAUUUGCUGCAAAGAACUAGGAUAGGAACCCCAGAAGAGGAAGCCGGAGGGGACUGAGAAAGUAAGCUGAGGAUCCGAGGCUGGGAAAGAAGCCUAUGGCCAGACAAGGAACCGGCUCCAUCGAGUACGGUGGAAUUACCCUGCCGAGUCUCGUCCACACUGACGCAAGCGUCCGCUAUGCCCACCAGAGCUUUCAAGUGCGCGACAGUGACGUCUUCAACCUCACGUACCCCAAAUCUGGUAAGAGGCCCUGCUGGCAUGCCGUGGAUUUUCAGGCCCGAGGAAGGGAGGUACCUCUUGGCACCGGACGUGGUAAACCACCUCAGCUGUACAGCAGGGACAACCUGGAUGCAAGAAAUUCUCUCCCUCAUCUACAGCAAUGGGGAUUUGACGCUGUCGCGGUCGGUUCCCUCUUGGGAACGGGUCCCCUGGAUUGAACAGACGACGGCAGCGGAAUACCUGGAGAACCGGCCUAGCCCCCGUCUCAUCACUUCGCACUUGCCCCCCACGGUCUUUCCAGCAUCCUUUUUUGCCUCACAGGCCAAGGCCAUUUAUACCGUCCGUGAUCCCAGAGACGUCUGCGUGUCGCUCUAUUAUUAUGCCAAGAUGUCCUCGUUUCUGGAGUACAAGGAGAGCUUUGGCGAAUUCAUCGAGAUGUUUGCUGCAGGGACAAUUCUCUUUGGUUCCUGGUUUGAUCACGUCAAAGGCUGGUUGGCUUACAGGAACCGGAAGAAUUUUCUGCUCCUUACCUAUGAUGAUUUGCUGCAGGAUCUUCGUGGCACCAUCCUCCGUAUCUGCCAAUUCCUUGGCAAGGACUUAGAUACCUCUGCUGUCGACACUGUUGUGGCGAACGCCUCCUUUGAGGCAAUGAAGGGCAACAAGAUGGUGAAUUACAGCCUCGUUCCUGAAGAUAUCAUGAACCAAAAGAUCAGCCCGUUCCUCCGUAAAGGGAUCUCUGGGGAUUGGAAAAACCACUUCACCCCGGAACAGAGUUCUGCGUUUCAUCAUCUCUACCAGCAAAAGAUGAAGGAGGUGGACAUCAGAUUUCCCUGGGAUGACCUCUGAAGCGAAAUCCACCAGCAGCUUUGAGUUUUAGAGAGGGAAGCAUUUAGGGUUACUUUGUUCUAUCUACUAACGCUCCACUCGUGGUCUUGAGGGCUAGACCCUGCUGUUUCCGUGGAAAACGCAGGCAUGCCAGCCGUGAACCCUAUAUCAGAUUCCACUGCAAGUCUUUACCCUGAGCCACGAGCGGUAGGAAGCUGAAGCAAACCCGAGGGCUUUUUUAUAUGAUCAAAGAAUUUGGUCAAGCUUUUCCUAGACGUCAGCUACACUAAUGAGUAGACCUGUGUCAGGAAGGAAAAAACUUUGCUUUCUUUUUGACAUGCUAGGUUUCUACUUGACAGAAUCCUGCGUAUUUCCUUUUCUCCUGUCACUGUCUUGAUAUUAUUCUAUUCCUCCUUUUGAACAUUUUAGACCUCUGGGGUGCUGUGUGGUUUCCAGCCUGUAUGGCCGUGUUGUAUGGGCUGUAUGGCCCGGAAACCACGCAGCACCCCAGUGAUUCCGGCCGUGAAAGCCUUCGACAAUACAUUUUUAGACCUCUGUUUACCGGAUUGUCUGCCUUUGUUUGUCACUGACAUGAAGUAGGGUUGUUGUUGAAUAAAAUAGUAAUUGCUAUCCUGA
This is a messenger RNA of Sphaerodactylus townsendi, 1944 nucleotides long. RefSeq names its product sulfotransferase 2B1-like. The record is from RefSeq and is a predicted model, not a curated record. Lineage: Eukaryota; Metazoa; Chordata; Lepidosauria; Squamata; Sphaerodactylidae. Gene Ontology annotation, biological process: sulfation. Gene Ontology annotation, cellular component: cytoplasm. Bases 442 to 1329 code for a protein of 295 amino acids. Gene Ontology annotation, molecular function: sulfotransferase activity. The transcript is spliced from 7 exons.